This is a messenger RNA of Kockovaella imperatae, 1177 nucleotides long. RefSeq lists its product as hypothetical. The record is from RefSeq and is a predicted model, not a curated record. Lineage: Eukaryota; Fungi; Basidiomycota; Tremellomycetes; Tremellales; Cuniculitremaceae. The transcript has 3 exons. Bases 253 to 1056 code for a protein of 267 amino acids.
CUUCCUUUACUUUCUUCUUUCGAACACCAAAAAUUAUUGUAUAUACUAUAUAAAGGGGGGAGGUUUGCUGCUGCUGCAUCUUCCUCAGCUGUUCGACACCGACUCCACACGCUCCUUGCAACCCACUCACUCGAUACAACCCAAGCAUCUUUUUCACGUCGGGUAACCACCACCCUCACUUCGUGUUCACCGAAAUAGCCGAACAUUAGCAGCGCCUGUAGAUUCAAGGAGCGCGCGUCCAUUCAGAUCAACAUGACUCAACCUUUGUUCUUCUCUGGCCAACCUGGUCUGGGUUCUGGGUCGACAUUGAAGCCCAAGCGAAAGUACUCUGGCGACGAAGAAGAGCCAGAGCUUGCCCAACAACAGCAGCAACAGACUUUCUCCCUCCCGCCUUUCAAGAGGCGAAACACUGUCUCGGACUCAUACGCUGUCCCUGAACUGGUUCCUGACCAUUCGAACUCAGCUUCAGACGACGAUAUCGCCAUGGACCAGGAUCAAGGCAUGGAAUCGCUCGAGUCGCCUAAUGAGAUGGACAGAGAUGGGUGUGGCAUCGCCAUGGGCAGGAAUUACGCAUAUGAAAGCGGAGGGUCAGGAGGGUUCGGGUUUGGUCCGGGAGCAGAAGAGGAUGACGUGAUGGAGGAGGCGAGCAGUGGUCACUCCACCAAUUAUCCCACCGUUUAUCCUUCGCUCACUCCUCAUCCCAACCCAAACCAUUUUUCAAACCUCCCUCCUUACACUAACUCUGCCUCGUUCAACACUUAUACUGCACCUCCUGAGAAUGCCGUGUCUUUCACCGUUCGACCCAAAUCACCUCUAUCAGCCCAAGCAUUCUCUACCACGUUAGCCCCUCCAUCCCGAUCAGCCGGUCUCCUUCAACCGACCAUCAACGCUCCCCUUGGUCCCGACGCCACAGCCAUAGAGCGUGUUCGAGCCGCCCAUGGACCCCAGUGCAAGAGUAUUCCUAGGCUCACCGUCAGCCCCUAUCCGGACCCCAUAACGGGUAGUCAGACCAUGUACUCGAUGUGUCCGGAUUGCGGCACCAUUGAGAAGGUCUGAGCCUCAAGGUAGUGUAAUUUUAUAGGAGCCAUAGAGCUUCCUACCGGUGUUCUCUACGCGAUGCGAGUCAUCGUAGUUGUAUAACUUUGUAUUCUGUUUGAUAUCCGUUGCCAAAAUUUUU